Messenger RNA from Epithele typhae, 4380 nucleotides. RefSeq lists its product as uncharacterized. Bases 1 to 4380 code for a protein of 1459 amino acids. Gene Ontology annotation, biological process: proteasome-mediated ubiquitin-dependent protein catabolic process. The record is from RefSeq and is a predicted model, not a curated record. The transcript is spliced from 17 exons. NCBI's taxonomy places the organism in Eukaryota, Fungi, Basidiomycota, Agaricomycetes, Polyporales, Epitheliaceae. Gene Ontology annotation, cellular component: nucleus; cytoplasm; GID complex. Gene Ontology annotation, molecular function: ubiquitin protein ligase activity.
AUGGAUGGACCUUUGAAGGAGCUCGCAAAGCUGGACAAAAUUGUCGCCGGUGGCUCUGCCGGUAAAGCGAAGGCACCCUCGAUAGACCAAUCCCUCGAUGCACUUCUAGACACCCUCCGAGAGGCCAAGGAACGGUACCUUGUUGGCACCGGCUCGCAAGCAGCCCUGAUAACAUUAUCAAAAACUGUGGAGGCAAAGAAGAAGGAGAUUGACGAGCGACAGAGGGAGGUCUACAACGCUCUUGCCAAGGUCGGCAAAGCCCUGGACAAGAGAUUUACCAACCCACUUCCCUCGUACGAUCCACUUUUCUCGUCACCGGAAGCAAAGGAGGCGCUUGAGCGUACCAUUGCCGUACACUUCCUCCGGACUGGAGAGUUUGAGACGGCGGAGACGUUCCUCAGCGAAUCAGAUGCUACUGUACCCGACCAGAUGCGUUCACAGUUCAUGGAGUUGCACAAGAUUAUGAUGACGCUGAGGGACGGGGACAUCUCCUUCGCAUUGGACUGGGCCCAUCGACACGGGGAAUUCCUUCAUAAUCGGCCCUCGUCGCUUGAGUUCCACUUGUACCGCUUCCAAUACCUCCGCCUCCUUAUGUCGCCGACACCGGACGUCCCGUCGGCACUGGCCUAUGCCCGAGCCAACUUUCCCAAGUUCUAUGCACGCCAUAGCCCGGAACUCCGCAGGUUGAUGACUUGCGUCGCGUACCUACCCUUGAACAGGAUUCGGAUAUCACCAUACGCCGACCUUGCCGAUCCAUCUAUUCACGCAGACCUCGAGAGAAUGUUUGCCACCGAAUACUGCGCUAAUCUGGGUAUGAGCAGACAGGCUCCCCUCAGAGUCAUCAGCGACAUUGGCGGCUGUGGCGCGUUGGCGCGCAUUGAGAAAGGACGGAAGGUGAUGAGAGAGAGGAAGAGCGAAUGGAGUCAGUCCAACGAGCUUCCUAUUGAAAUACCCCUAGGACCGGAACAUACUUACCAUUCUGUCUUUGCAUGCCCUGUAUCCAAGGAACAGUCUACGGAGGACAAUCCCCCAAUGAUGCUUUUCUGUGGUCAUGCGGUCACGAAGGAAAGCCUGUCGAAGCUGAGCAGACAGCAACGGUCAAUCGACUUCAUCGAAGAGGUUAUCAGUCGCGCGCCCGCUACUGCAUCCACGUUUCUGACGAUCUUCAAAGCCUACAAUGAUGUGCUUCAUGAACGCGGGCUUGAUCCCCAGAAUGAAGUGGUGUACUAUGGCAAGCUCCUGAAGAUCGGUACACUGAAGGGGAAGAGCUGGGCGGGAAAAUGGUCUAUCGUAAAAGACCUGCAAGGAUAUGGAACCAAGGCGAGUGCAAGCACAAAGGGCGGAAGGACAACGCGGGUUGCCCGCACCAAGCCUACCCCUGCGAAACCCACGUCCAAACCGCCUGUGCGACCUCCUGUACUGCCUCCUGAACCAGACACAUUUACCCUCCAUUCACAUCAAGAUGAUGCGACCCAGGCUGGCACAGGACUUGCUCCGGUUGCGACACAUGUCUCGUCAAGACCAUGCCGUUCAUCACACGACGAUACCCCCCGGCCUACCCGUCUUCGCAUAUCCCCCGUAGUCUCUUCGGCAAAUUCCCUCGGACUCGACACUGGGCCGCCUUCUACCCUCGUCAAUACUGGAGAUGCCUUGCGCCGACUUGCGGCCCGCGCACGAACCGCAGCGACGCGUCGGUGGGACGCUGAUACCGCCACUGAAACCGCCACACAGGCUUCGAGUAUCCCGCCUUCCUAUGGUGCGGCCGUCCGGGAUGACCCUCCCCGUAUACCAUACGAAGACAAGGGCAAAGCUCCCGCCCACCCAAGAAAGCCUUUUUCGGUACAAGAGCGCGAUGUCUCACCACCUCUGCCUGCCGUCUCAAAGCCUCCUGCGAAGGAGGCUCUCUCCCGACAAACGCGGGGUCGUAGCAACAGCCAGGAUGACGAUGCGCCUUCGGAUCCGUUUAAGAAGAUCACGUAUACUCAGAACCUCGAGCUCGCGGCACAGUUCAGGAACGAUAGGCUGGUGGAGCGAUGCUAUGAGGUGUGGAAACAAGGGUUCGAAUGGAUUCUUACCACUGCAGAGCAGAUCACCGAAGCUCGCGACUCCUUGGUGCUACGACGUGCCCUGCAACACUGGAGGAAACGUACUGCGGUUCGCCGAGAGACGUACCUCCGUGUAUCUGCGCUAUCCAACCGCCGAUUCUUGAAAAGAGCGUUGCAGGCAUGGAAAGUCAAGACCAAGGAGAAGAAGCAGUUGCACUGGCGGGAUGACAUGCGUAUGCGCAUGAAGACCGUCCGUGAGCGCGGAGAGCUCAGGUUAAAGAAGGACAUGUGGGCCCGGCAAUUGUCGCGACGCGUAGUACAGCGAUUCUUUGGCCGUUGGAAGUCGAAGCUGCGUCAGUUGGACCAACUGGAAGCGGCUGCGGAUCACUUCGUUGGCGUACGUGAAGAGACGGCCCUGGUUCGUGUUUGGGAGACUUGGCGACGCUCUUCGGAGCUGCGACAUGCAGAGAAGGCCUUGACUGAGCGCAUCAACUUUCGACUAAAGACGAGUACCAUGGACAUCUGGAGACGCAACAGUCAUGCGUAUCAUGUCGCGGAACAAUACCACGACGCUCUAUUGGUGAAGCACGCGAUGAGUCGUUGGAAAGCGUCCCGAAUCCGUGUUCGGGCUAUGGAGCACCGGGCUAUGAAACAUUCGGCCAGACGGGACGACGUUUUAAUUCGGGCAAUCAUGCGAAUUUGGAAAGCCCACGAACGUGGACACCUACUUACUCGUGUACGGACUCUCCGAAUGAUCAAACAAGCUUGGCAGGUCUGGAAACGAAGGGUCGAAGAGCUGAAAGAACGUGAAGAAAUGGCAGAAUUGUUCAGAAUGCGUGCCUGCUCCAUUCUGGAAGCUCAGGCCCUCAAGAAAUGGCGCACUGUGCACAGGUCUCAUCAAAAUGCACAGACGUUCGCAGUUCACUAUCACCGAGUCCAGCUUCAGUUCAAGAUGCUGUUGCAGUGGCGGUUGCAGUUGCGAUCAAAAUUGAAAGUCAUCAAGCAGGCGAAGACAGCCCGAAAGUACCUUCUUCUCCGCCGUUGUUUCCAUGUGUGGAGCGCGAAAGUGGAGGAACAACGCCGUGAACGCAAGUUGCAACAGUUCCAGCUACGUGCAACGCGGAAGCACUUCAUCCAGUGGCUCGAGCGGGCGCGCCAACAGCGCAACAUCAGGCUGGCUGAGCUGGUUAUGACUCAUCAGGUUGCAAUGAGGAUCAUGGACGACGCUUUGCAACAUUGGACUACUCGUGUGGCCGACUUGAAGUUCCGAGAGCUGGAAACAAUCAACAGAUAUAAUAAAGCUCUCGUUCUACGAUCAUAUGACAAGUGGAAAGCACUUUGCAGACGCCACGUAGACGAGUUGAGUCUCAUGGAGAGCUAUCAAGACGUUAAACGUGAAGAGAACAUGCGAAAAAUGUUCUAUCGGUGGUUCGCUGCGGCCAAGAAGGCACGCCAUCGUCGUUUACAGCUACAGGCAAAGGAGGAAGAAGUCAGGCUUAUGCUCGCUACUAAUGUGUGGGACAAGUGGCGUGAACGAUUCUUGGACAUACGCCUCCAGCCUCUUGCAGAUGCGUUCCUCAAGCAACGUCAACGAGAUCUCGUGUUACGCGCAUACGGUACUUGGCAUUCUAGAUCAUUGUCCUUUCCGGCAGUCCGCUUCCACACUUCUCACCUCAAAGCGAAGUUCUGGAAGAGAUGGAGGGAGCUCAUGCCUCGUGCAAUGCAAUCCAAGACAGCUCGAGAGAUGGAUUGUCUCAAUACCCUCAAGAAGGUCUUUGCUCUCUGGCGCAAGGCGCAACAGAAGAAGCUGGAUCACAAAGCGAUCAAGCUGCCUCAAGUGCCACGUGUGUCCGCUCUGAACACUCGCCCGCGUACUGUUCUUCCUACCGUUUCCCGUCUCUCUCGGAUGCGCACGCCUGUUCCCAACGACGAAGGCCCAGUCGAAGACGGAGAGCCGCCCCCCAGGAAUAUCCACCGAACGACUCUCGCGCCCCACCCGUCCAGAAUCGAUCUGACGAGCAUGCUCGUUCGAAAUCCCCGCACGGCCUCGCCCGAGCGGCCCAAAUACGUGUUGAGUUCCCGCCGAUCUACACGCGCACCCAGUCCCAACCCGACGGAAACAGAGCCUGAUCCACCUGGACUCGGCGGAAUCGUUGCGUGGCGGCGGGAGGUUCGCCCUGGGACUGUGCCGCCGAAGAGCGCGCCGCCGAGUGUUGUGGGCGAACAGGUGCCAGGGACGACGAGGGGGAGCUUGUGGCAAGAGCUCAAGGAGGUGCGACGGCGGUCGCGGUCGCGGGCACCGACGGAGCGAGACAGGUCCCCCGAGCCGUUGUAG